AAGCCCAGUGACGAUGUUUCAAAACAAUGGACCAUCAAGAAACCUCGUGGCAGGAUGCUGCUGACUCCUGCGAUACAAAUAACGGCUGUUGCUAACAGUACCGCAGAUUUGUCCGUUUUGUUUUCUUGUGCGUUUGACGCUGGAAAACCUUGUUAUAUUUUUUCCGGUAGCCAGAAGGAAUUGUAACAAGAUAAAUAGGUGAACGAAGAUGUGUUUGCCCACCGCGUCAUACACCGGGCAAAAUAGAAUUGGGAUCGGCAGCUUCGAGUAGCAUAAAGGUACAAAUCUUCGAAUACGGGUAAUCAAACGUGUAUGGCUCCUUUCUCAUUUCUAGACCGUCACCGUACCCUCAAUGUACAGGUAUACAUAACCACAAUUCCAACACAGCUUCCAAACUACCAUCAAUAUACAGGUAUUCAUAACCACGAUUCCAACACAGCUUCCAAAAGGGAUCGAACACUGUGCUGUGGAAUAUCUAAUAUUUUUUAACUCUAUUUUAUUAACUCUAAUAUUUUUUCUAAUUAAUUAAUUUAAUUAAUUAUUAAUUAAUCUAUCUUGUUCAAGCAAGUUCAACAUACAAGCAAUAAAUUCAUAAACAAUGCAGCCAUGCAUUUGUCCACAAUAUGGGAUUGUUUUUAAUUAACAGCGAUUUUUUUGUUUUAAAAAUAAUAUUGACAUUCACUAUAAUUAUGUACAACACGUAUGUACUUUUAAUAAAUAAAUAGCACUCGAUUUUUUAAUUUAAUUUACAAUGUUUAAUAACACUCAAAAUAUUUAAUUUUUUAAUUUGUAUUUUGUUUACAUUGUUAUUGCCAUGUUUACCUUGUUAUUACAGAAAACUGUCAUGGCGUCAAGUCGCGCUUCGAAUCGCGAUUUUUCGCUGAAAAUACACGUAUAGCGACUUUUCACAAUUUUUUUUAUAUGGAGUUUCGCAAAAUUUUUCUGAAUCGCGUUCGCAAACGCGACAAUUGCUAAGCGUUUAGAGCCGGGGUUACACUAUAAUUGUAGAGCGGAGCUACAGCUCCGCCUACGUAAAAACCAUGAAAAAAACCCAAAAAAAACGAAAACAGAACGAGAGGUCGCGAUACGUUUUUGCAUACGGGCGCGCGAGAGGCACAUAGGGUUUUCCGAUUCGAGCAGUGGCUUCAACUCAAGUAGUUUAAAAGCCCAUAUUUUGCUACCCGGGAGGCCACUGAAUAGGAUCAAGAUUCGGGACAAUUACCCUUUGCCAUUGAUUGAAACGUGCCUCGAACAAUUAGGAAACUAACGCUAUUUUACUCUUCUCGUUUUAAAGAGUGGCUUGCAUCAGGUCAAAAUGGACGAAUACUCUAUAAAAUAUAUUGCAUUUGUCACGCCUGAUGGGCAGUAUGAGUAUUUACGGAUGCCAUUAGGGUUAAAAACUGCUCCUGCAGAAUUUCAAAAUUUCAUUAACAACAUCCUUCCCUACGCUAAUAAAUAAUAAUAAUAAUUAACAUCAUCCUAAGAGAUUUUAUCGAGAAAGGAGUCCUUGUUGUCUACAUAGAUGAUAUUAUAAUAGCUUCAAAAGAGUUCCAAGAUCACCUCAGCAUAUUAACUAUGCUUGUUUUGCAGUUUUGCAGACCUUAAAAAGGAACGGUUUACAACUACGGUUGGAUAAGUGCAAGUUCGGGUUCAGUGAAUUAGAUUAUUUAGGCUAUCGAGCAAACGUGUCUGGUAUACGUCCAAAUGAACAACAUCUAACGGCUAUAGCAAACUACCCACAACCACAAAAUAGAAAACAAGUGCAGCAAUGUUUAUGUUUAUUUUCAAUUUUUAGUAGAUUCGUGCCUUCUUUUUCAGUUAUAGCCAAGCCAUUGACUAAUCUAUUGAAAGAUAACUUAUUGUUUCAUUUUGAUGAGAAAUACGUUACUUCAUUUGAAAUUUUAAAGAGAAAAUUGAUUGAGGCCCCUGUACUAUCUGUGUAUGAUUCGACAAACGAAACUGAAGUGCAUUGUGAUGCCUAUUCAACAGGUUUUGGAUCAGUGUUGCUACAAAGACAAAGUGAUGGUAAACUACAUCCAGUCGCUUACUUUUCGAAGACAGCUUCGGUUGACGAGGCCAAGCUACAUAGUUAUGAACAUAGUUAUUAAUUAGAGACCUUAUAAAUAAUUUACGCCUUAAAACGUUUUCAUACGUAUGUCCAUGGUAUACCCAUUAAAAUUAUAACUGAUUGCCCGCGCGCAUUCGACAAGGGCGCCAGCAGCCUGCUGGUGAGAGAGAGCGUUCGUCGAAAAAUGAACCGCGCGAUCCGUAAGACCGCGGCUGUCCAUGUGUCGAUAAGAACUGCUCAAAACCAUCAUGACGAAGGACCUAGGUUGCAAGCCGUACAAGAAACGCAAGGUUCACGAAGUAACGGAGACUACAGCUAACAAGAGGCUGGACUUAGCCAAACUGAUACUUUCACGUAGUGCAAUUACCAAAUGCUGUGCCAUCCUGUUCAUCGGCAAUGCUACCACCUUUGACAACAGCAACAACUACUACAACAACAUCAAACGACCAAAAUCUUAUUACUACUGCCGCAGCCGAUACAGUGGUCGCUGCUGAAACAGUCAACCAACAGCAAGCACCACCAUCAGCAAUGGUGCCACCUGUAUUGGAAUUACCAUCGGCUGAAAUGGCAAAUGAAAGAAAGGCACGGCUUGCAAGGGAACGAGCUGCACGGUACAGAGCCAACAAACGCUUUGCUCCGACAAUGGGGGUAACUUCCGGAACAGACCGUCCUUCUACCUCAAACCAAAAUAUGGCGGUAGAUGUUGCACCAGCUCAAUCAAGCGAGGAAUCGGUCCGGAUGGAGAUUGCUGCACAAUAUGGCACUCCAUUGGAAGAAACGCCAGCUGAACGAAAGGUAAGACUUGGCAGAAACCGGACUGCCCUGAGUCGGGCAUUGAAGCGACCGGCAGUUAGUGCAAUUACUGCGCCACCCUCUUCUUCGGCAAUGUUACCACCAAUGACAACAACAUCAGCAACAACAAUUAUUACGACAACAACAACAAUAACAACAACAACAACAAUAAAAACAGAAACAGCAACAACACCGGCAACAACUGUCCACUCAGCAACGGUCACUACAACUGCUGUACCGUUGCUGCAACAGCAGCAACAAGCAUACGUGCAUCAGCUGCGCGAAGAGGAAGCAGCUCGCCAGCGUGCAUAUAUUGCCUUGCAACGUAUGACCCAUAUGGUAAGAGUGGGACAUGGCAACCAUGAACAGUACAAUCAUCCCGAGGUUCACACCUCGUUCUGCCAGCACGGGAACCAUGCAUCCACUGUUCCGCGUUAAAGUGGCCCGGUGAACCACCGACUGUGUGCUGCAACAAUGGGCAGGUAGUGCUUAAACCAUAUGCUGAUCCACCGGCCGAAUUGCGAAAUUUGUUUGAUGUGCCAGCGUUCAUGCAGAACAUCAGAAAGUACAACAAUGCAUUCGCUUUUACUUCGACCGGUGCAUCUAUUCGUGGCAAUGACAAUCUAUUCGUGCGCCAGGAUGAGCGUGUCGCUCAAGGUGGCAUCUACAACUACCGCAUACAGGGUGCGCUUUGCCAUCGCAUUGGCUCAUUUGCAGCACUUCCGGGACGUUCACCCAGCUUUGCCCAGCUUUAUUUUUACGAUCCCAGCUCGGAGGACCAGUACGCGUCGAUGUUGAACCAACGCACCACUAUGUUCGGAGGUGAGCUGGAUCGUAACAUCCUCUCGAUCGUGCAACGCGUGCUUACCACCCACAACCCACUGGCAGCAUUGUUUAGCUAUGCAUACGAACGUAUGUCCGUUCGAGACGAUCUGCGAAUUCGUCUUCACACGCGAGUUUCUCUAAUCGAUCAGCGGCGCUACAAUGCACCAACUGCAGAAGAGGUGGGAGCCGUAUUCAUCUGCAACGAAACUGGAGCUGACAGGGAACAAACGCGUUACUUGGUGCUACAAUCACGUGCCGGUUACCAACUGCAGCAAGUAUAUGAGCAUAACCAAUACUUUAUGGCAUGUCAGUUACCACUUUUGUUUCCACGGGGUGAAUUGAGUUGGACCUACGGAAUACCGAAGGUACGUCCGCAAAGACCGACAGCCCGAGGUCGGCAACAGUCAACAACGGCCGCUACAACUGAUGAUGGUGCAGGAGAGGAGAAUCCACAUGGAGAGUCGGAACGAAAUGUGGAGCAUACUGCAUCAUCAGCGCAUCAAAUUUCACCCCGGGAAUAUGCCGCUUAUCGCAUCGCUUGGCGGGAAAGCAGCACCAAUGCGCUGCUACAUCGUGGUGGACGAUUGUUCCAGCAAUAUUGUGUGGAAUUUUAUUCCAUCAUGAAGCUGCAGCGUUUGCGGUAUGUGCGGGAUAACCAGGCACAAAUGCGCACAGAGGCAUACGCAGGCUUGAUCGAUCUUGCUGGCGCAAACAGAUUGAUUGCUGAACUACAACGCAACGUGCCGAACAUGCCGAUCGAAGGUCCGGUGCCGAUACCAGCCGACGGUCGGCCGAACGAUACAACGCUCGCGCGCACCGGUACGCGUGUAAUACUGGGUCCAAAUUUUGUCGGUGGAACCCGUUACAUGCAGGCCCAGUACCACGAUGCGAUGAGCAUUGUCCGCACGUUUGGUAAACCGGACCUCUUUCUGACCGUGACGUGCAAUCCGAAAUGGCCGGAAAUUACCGAGAACCUGCUGACCCCAAGGCAACGUGCCCCUGAUCGACCCAAUUUGGCAGUACGUGUUUUCCGUUUGAAGCUGAAAGCCAUACUUCAGGAUCUGACGAUGGGAGCUCUUGGCGUUGAGGUAGCGCGCAUACACGUCAUUGAAUUUCAAAAACGUGGCCUACCUCAUGCCCACAUCCUCAUGAUACUGGCAGAAGCAGACAAACCCCAAACGCCGGACAGCUACGAUCGGUUUGUAUCGGUUUGUACAACCCGUGGUUAAGCCACAAGUACAAUUGCCACAUUAACGUCGAAGUAUGCACAACGAUCAG
This is a messenger RNA of Anopheles funestus (African malaria mosquito), 4963 nucleotides long. RefSeq lists its product as uncharacterized. Lineage: Eukaryota; Metazoa; Arthropoda; Insecta; Diptera; Culicidae. The record is from RefSeq and is a predicted model, not a curated record. Bases 3409 to 4914 code for a protein of 501 amino acids. The transcript is spliced from 3 exons.